This is a messenger RNA of Filobasidium floriforme, 1623 nucleotides long. RefSeq lists its product as uncharacterized. Lineage: Eukaryota; Fungi; Basidiomycota; Tremellomycetes; Filobasidiales; Filobasidiaceae. The coding region runs from base 1 to 1623 and encodes 540 amino acids. Gene Ontology annotation, biological process: protein deubiquitination. The record is from RefSeq and is a predicted model, not a curated record. Gene Ontology annotation, molecular function: cysteine-type deubiquitinase activity. The transcript has 4 exons.
AUGCGCCGGAGGGUGGAUGAGGGCUUGGUGGGAAGUUCGGGGAGUUCGGACAAAGCAGUCAGUUCGCGAGAGUUCGGUUCGCGAGGGGCGAGCGAACUGGGGAGUUCGCGGGUUGGCGAUGGAGGUAUUGAAGAUGCCAAACUGGAUAUCCUUAUCACAAACAAAGAAGGUCUUCUAGAUAACACCAACUGGGUCUUGAACCGUGCCAAUGUCCUCAAUGUGUUCCGCGGAGAUAACAACAACGCUACUCCUAGACAAAAGCAGGCAAUGGCAGACGUCUUGUGUUCUCUUGGCUGGAACGCAGGAAGGUGGAAACCUACCGAGUGGUCUGACAAGUCUGCUUGGUGGUUUGGCCAAAGUGCUCAGCGGCCAGGUCCCGCUGCUGAACUGAGCCGAUUGGAUAGCCAGACAAACCGAAUUCUAUUCUUCCUCAAUGAACGUUACCAUGGACCCAGUGGAGCUCUUGACUUAUUCAAGGCCAUGAGGGAACAUCACAAGCUCAAGCGUGUCCCUUGUCAAAAGAAUUCAGACCACUCUUACAACAUCCGGGUCAACGGACUGGCAAAUGCGCCUUUCCGCAUGAGGUGCAACAGUGAAGACUGUCAGGAUAACAUGUCACUUGGCCAAGCAUAUCGGUGGUUUUCUGCUCAAGUUGCAAUGGGACAAGUUCGACCAAGUGGAGUCCGCCUCAAACAGAUUGAAGUGGAAGUUGCCGACAUCCAAUACAUCGAGCCUGCUGUGAAUCAACUGAACAGCUUAAGGAAGCAACGGGAGUUGAGAAGAAAGGCUGGGGCCAUCGCUCCUCCCCGUGUCCCUGUGCCUGCUCAACCUGCUCCGCUUGAAAUGAGGCGACCCUAUGUCAUUCAGCCUGCAUCGGAAGCGACAAGGCACAACGUCCCUCCUGCUUCACCUGCACCGACAGUUGCAAGGCCUGUGCCCCAAGUGCUGCAGCCAACACCUGUCAUUCCAAGGGUGGAUUCUCCGGUUGCUGAGCCUGUCUUUACGGCUCUGGAUAGACUGCCUUUGCCAAGUCGGCUUACCAAUCGUGUCAUUCAAAGGCGGACUGGUCGUCCAGCACCAAUGCCUCUUCACAAUGCCAUGCAGAAGAAUCUCUUGAGGGAGAAGGCAAAGGCGACAAAAGAAAAGCAGCGCAUGAAAUCCUACCAAGGUGCAGUACCCAAAAGUGAGGAGAGACACUCGCCUUUGGUUGUGGAACGGAGCAAUGCGGUUCUUGUGGAAGGGUCUAUGCUCCCAGUCUAUCGGACCACCUGGACUAGAGGUGACGGGAACUGCCUGUUUCAUGCCAUUGCCAAGGCGUUAGGAAGUCCCCUCCACGACCACAAGUCCCUACGGAUGGAUGCCUGCCGGUACCUCAGUGAACACGACACACAGUUCUGGCACGAGGCUGAGAUAAAUGAAGGACAGACUCAGGAGGAUGCAUGGGCAUUGUAUCUCCACAAGAUGCGGCAGCUGGGAGAGUGGGGUGGUCAACCUGAGAUCAUCGCCCUGGCCAACGUUCAUCGGGUCAAGAUCAGUAUCUUGUCCACGUUGGACAACGGGAGGCUAUAUUGGCACCACCAUGGGCAGAACAUUGAGACAGACAAUCCCCUCGACCAGGCGUAA